Molecule: messenger RNA, 3447 nt
Organism: Neoarius graeffei (lesser salmon catfish)
Lineage: Eukaryota; Metazoa; Chordata; Actinopteri; Siluriformes; Ariidae
Gene: alg10
Product: ALG10 alpha-1,2-mannosyltransferase
Exons: 3
Coding region: 138-1559 (473 amino acids)
Biological process (GO): dolichol-linked oligosaccharide biosynthetic process; protein N-linked glycosylation
Cellular component (GO): endoplasmic reticulum
Molecular function (GO): dolichyl pyrophosphate Glc2Man9GlcNAc2 alpha-1,2-glucosyltransferase activity
Source: RefSeq, a predicted model, not a curated record
AACCACGGACAAGUAGCAGGCGGUUUCAGUCCAAUGGCUGCACCGAGACUGUACUUAAAGUAGUGGAAGCUAAUGUUAUUGUGGUGUUAUUCUUAUGAAACAAGUUCUCAAAUAAUAAUAAUAAUAAAAAAACAAUAAUGGAGAGGUUCGAGGGCUACACCUUCCCUGUUGUUUGUAGCACAAAUUUUUUAAUAUCAUGUCUUCUUUUUUCUAAAAUCACCCGGGAGCAAAGAGAGUCUUACAUGGAUGAAAUCUUUCACGUUCCACAAGCUCAGAAAUACUGUGAAGGGAAAUUUAACGAGUGGGACUCGAUGAUCACCACGCUGCCUGGGCUGUACCUGCUGUCAGUUGGAGUGAUUAAACCCGUCAUGUGGUUGUUGGGUUGGACAGGAACAGCUGUGUGCUCCACCGCCAUGCUGCGUUUCAUCAAUGUGCUUUUCAACUGUGGCAACCUCUAUGUCCUCUAUCUCCUCAUCUGCAAAAUACACCCCAAGGAUAAGUCCCGUGCAGCUGGACGGCGUGUACUCUCUGCCCUGACUCUGUCCUCCUUCCCUGUACUCUACUUCUUCACAUUCCUCUACUACACAGACGCCGGCUCCACCUUCUUCACUCUCUUCGCCUACCUCAUGUGUCUGUACAGGUGCUACAAAGCUUCAGCUCUCCUGGGGAUCUGCGCGAUCCUGUUCCGCCAGACCAACAUCAUCUGGGUGGCUUUCUGUGCCGGGACGGUCGUGGCUCAGAAAAUGGAUGAGGCCUGGAGGGUGGAACAGUCGAAAAAGAGGGAUGAGAAAUCGGCAUCGCUGAGCUUAUUGCAGCUUAGCGGCGUGAUGAGACUAGCGCACUUUUUACUGAAAUACCUCACAUUGCCAGUCAACGUAAAGAGUGUGAUUUUAUCAACCUGGCCUUAUGGGGUAGUCGCUUUGGGCUUUGUUGUGUUUGUGGUGUUGAAUGAUGGGAUUGUGGUUGGGGACAGGACCAGUCAUGAAGCCUGCCUGAACGCCCCUCAGCUGUUUUAUUUCUUCUCCUUCACGUUGAUCUUGUCCCUUCCUUUGUCUCUUUGUUACCAGAGGCUUGUCAGAUUUAUGCAGUCUCUCCGGAGGCAUCCUUUCUUCUUCCUCCUGAUCACAGCUCUGUCUCUCCUCCUGGUCUGGAAGUUCACUUUUGUCCACAAGUACCUAUUAGCGGAUAACAGGCAUUUUCCCUUCUACGUGUGGAAAAGAAUUUUCCAGAAGCACGAGCUGGUUCGCUUCGUCCUCGUUCCUGCAUAUUUGUUUGCAGCAUGGAGCUUUAUUGACACUCUGAAUUCCAAGUCGCUGUUUUGGCUCUUGGCGUUUUGCGUCUGUCUGGUGGCAGCUACGGUUCCUCAGAAACUUCUCGAGUUCCGGUAUUUUAUUCUGCCGUAUCUGCUGUACCGCAUCCACGUCCCUCUUCCAUCCCUCCCCAGACUGCUACUCGAAUUUGCUCUGUAUACUGCGGUUAAUGCGGUGACGAUCUACAUCUUCAUCCAGAAGACAUUCCAGUGGCCUGAUAGUCCUGCAGUGCAGAGAUUCAUGUGGUGACAUGGGACUGCUGUAUACGGAAGCCGCGAGAGGCCCUUCAUAUAAUCUUUUUUUAUUCACCUUGUAAUCCCGAGAUAACGACAUAAUUAAUUCAGGAUCUCGAGAAAACAACACCGUUAUCCCGAGAUAACGACAUAAUUAAUUCAGGAUGUCGAGAAAACAACACAACUAAUUCGAGAUCUCGAGAAAACAAAACAAUUAUUCCGUGAUCUCGAAAAAACAAGACAAUUAUUUCGUGAUCUCGAGAGCAGAGCUGCGCCCCCUUGUGGGUCAGACAACGGAGACUGAGAAAUUGGCGGACAUGUAACAGAGCAGAAAUGGCUUUUUACGAUGCCUUGGGGGGGGCAGUCUUCUGCGGAGGUGCCGCGGACUAAUUUUGAAAUGAUCCCUUAUUAAAAGACUUAAUGCAAUCUCUCCCUGUGUCAACACCUGAUCAAAAUAUUGCCUUAUUAGGUGAUCGAUUAUUCCAGACAUUCUAAUGACCAAAGUUGCGUCUAUACAGAAUGAGAAAUAGCCCCAAAGUCAGCAUAUCACAAGUCUCUUGGCGCACCUGAAUGAACCAUUUCUCAGCUGUUUACUCGAGAUCAUGAAAUAAUUGUUUUGUUUUCUCGAGAUCUCGAAAUAACGGUUUUGUUUUCUCAAGAUCUCGAAUUAGUUGUGUUGUUUUCUCGAGAUCCCGAAUUAAUUAUGUCGUUAUCUCGGGAUAACAAGGUGAAUAAAAAAAAAGGAUUAUAUGAAGGGCCUCUCUCGGCUUCCGUAGCUGUAAAGGUUUCAGGGUUUUGUUUUGUUUUUGUUUUUUUAAACAGAGGAAAUGUGAUCAUAGUUCUUAUUUCUUGCUUCCUGCUCUGACCACCUUCUUACUCUACAUUCAUAUCAGCAAACACAAACAUUACCGGGGUUAUGCUUAAUGUAUGUAUGUGUGUGUCUGCUGGAUCUUUUGAGUUAUCACUUGUCUGUUAUGUGCAUUAGUAAACAGAGCUGGGCAAUAAUUGAAAAUUUGUCGCAGUGCAGUCGCCAUGAAACUAACUUUCACCUUUUAAGCACAAUGUGUGUCUGUUGUUUUCCGACUCUUUGUGUGGCAGCCAGUCAGAAAGUGGGCAGAAACCACUGGAAAUAGAAAAGAGACAGCGCUUGUGGACUGAAUCAUCUGCAUAUUAUUUAUUAUUCUAUGCACAUUCACCCGAUAUGAGCAAUCACGCGCUCUGAUUGGCUACUCUACUACUAGGCUAUCAGCUCAUAUACCGUGAGUAGAGAAAAACAAAAUGGCAGCACGUGUUGCUGAAUGUUAAAAAAAAAAACUCUACUUGAAAACAAAAAUACAAAAAAAAGCAACAACAUAUGGAAUGAAAGUAUUUGAUGGGCAGAUUUUUUUUAAGUAUUAUUAUUAUCGCAUUUUUCACAAAUUGCUCCUGUCAUUUUUUUACAUUCUAAACGGAAAUGAUUUUGUCGGACAUUUUGUAUAAAAGUCUUUAUUUAUCAAAUUUGAAAAAAAUAAAAAUAAAAAAUGCCCUGUCUCUCAAAAUCCAGUGAAUGUGGAUAGAAUAAAAUAGUUAUUCCACUCAGUCUCGUUAAAGGACAAAUGUUUGGGGGGAAAAAACGUUUUUAGACCCGUAUUUUUUUAUUCUGAUCAAAUAUUUAUCACCCAGCUCGAGCUUACUGUCUUAUCGUGUCUUGGGCGGCACGGUGGUGUAGUGGUUAGCACGGUCGCCUCACAGCAAGAAAGUUCUGGGUUCGAACCCAGUGGCCGGCGAGGGCCUUUCUGUGUGGAGUUUGCAUGUUCUCCCCGUGUCUGUGUGGGUUUUCUCCGGGUGCUCCGGUUUCCCCCACAGUCCAAAGACAUGCAGGUUAGAUUAAAGGAACAGUCCACCGUACUUCCAUAAUGAAAUAU